This is a messenger RNA of Vitrella brassicaformis, 1241 nucleotides long. The record is from the annotation of a GenBank genome assembly. Lineage: Eukaryota; Vitrellaceae.
UCACACUUCACUCAGCAGGUGCUCCCCCAGCAAACCCAUCGCCGCACUGCGCGUCUGGUCGUGCGGGGCAGACUCGGUCGUCGUGACAUCAACAAAUUGGUGAUCGUCCCAAUCGUCCAGCCGAAUGACCGCCACGUUUCCCUCAACGACCGCCUCACUGCCCAGCACCACCAGCCGCUCAUGGCCCUCACUCCACCGGGGUUUCCUGUCGAACACGGCCGCCCCCGCCCCCCACUGCGCCGCAUCGCUGGGACGGGUCGCCAGCAGCUGACACACACGCCGGAAUGCAGCAGAGGAAUGUGACCAGUCCUCGAUGCGACAAAUGUAGUAGUCGCGCUUGACCAGGAGAACAGGACGAAUGCCACCAUCGAUGAGUAGGUGGCGUAUGUCCAGGCCAUCAGCUCUGUGGGCGGAUCGGCGGGGUCGAAUGCAUUGGGGAAGAGGGGGCUGGGUGCGGCGAGGAUGGUCGGGAGGCGCCAGGCCCAGCCAGCGUGGAGGCGAAUGUAGUUGCCGUACAUCAGGCAUAUCUGUUUGCCUAGAUCACGGAAAGUCGCCACACGGCUAAGAACCCUCCUCUGCUGGACCGCCUCGCUCUCGCCGAUGAAGGCCUCCCGGCUGCCGAACGCGCUGAAAUGCUCAUCGCCCAGCACCACUGGCCGCUUCCGGCGCAUGUGAUACAGCAGCUCCAAAUGAGGCCGCCACCUCGACAAACCGCCGCCACCCUCCAGCAUCUUGAGAUGGCGGCUCAGCUGCUCGAUGGCGACUGCCAUGCGGCAGCCGUGGCUGAGCGCCGCAGGAAGCGGCAGCCGGGGGAUGACCCUCAUCAGGAAUGAGCCGAGGCCGACAAUGGGCAGCAGCACGCCCAAUACACGCAUGAGGAGGGGCAGGAGAAAUCGGCUGAGGGCGCCGCGACGAAGGGACGAGGCCAUCGGAGCAGCAGCCGCCACGUCCAUGGCCAGCUGAGGAAUGGGUACCUCCACGAGAGCACCAAAGACGGCUUCCACAACGACGGGUAGCAGUCGGAUGAGAAUGUGUAGGAUGACGGUGGGGUUAAAUUGUGUGGGGUGGGCGUCGAUGAGGGCCGCCAGCUGUGAGUAACUCCUGACGUACUCGGCAACUGUUGGCGCGAGAUCUUGCGGCACGUCAGAGACGCUAAUGCCGCACUCAUGCUUCUCCUGCUGCUGGUGCUGCUGGUGGUUGGCAAACGACGCUGUGCUGGUACCUGCCCAACAGACCGCCAU